Messenger RNA from Amoebophrya sp. A120, 1212 nucleotides. The record is from the annotation of a GenBank genome assembly. Lineage: Eukaryota; Dinophyceae; Syndiniales; Amoebophryaceae.
AUUUUUUCGUGAGGGGAGCAUACUCAUGUUCCACUUGCCAAGUGGACUACACCAUCUGUCGCUACAAACUAAGUGCAUUUAUUUCUUCGUGACUCUUUCCCCCCACUACAGCCACUCAACCUGUUUUCGCGGAAGAAGCCCUUUUUUAUCAUUCUAGAAGAGCAGUCGUUCACAGCAUUGCCUCCUUGUCGUGCGUGGAGCAGUAGUUUCAGUUUGUUGGCGUUGUUUUUGCGGGGUUCCGUCAUCCUCAUCACAUUUCCAGUCGCGAAACAAUAAGCCCUUGAGGAACAAUGCAGCAACAGCUACGGCAGAGAAAGAAAAAUGAAAGGACAAAAUCAUGAAGACAGCACUUGCAUCGAACACAAAAGGCAAGAAGCCUCUGAAGUCCUAUUUCUUGCAUCAACAACAGAGCGUCAAGCUUCGUCGAUUUUGCGCUCCUGUCUUCUCCAUUUACAUCGAUCGUUUGUUAUUAUUUUCACUCAAGGUCCAGCUGCAGCUGCACACAAACUGAAACUUCUGCGCAACCAAGGAAGGAGGCGAAUUGGAGGGCGACUCGCUUUCUUGUUCAUAUUUUUUCUGCAAAGACUACUGAGUCGCAAAAUUAACGAAUUGUUACCAACCAGUUCGCUCAUCUCAACUACUUUUUUACUCGAAAAAAACUUCGUCUUUACCCAACACGUCUGCACUCACCCAAAAUAACGAGCUUCUAAUUUCUUUACCCAAGGAGAAGCACAUCAGAACAUCACUACGUACCAAAACAGCUGCAAGGAGAACCGGACGGAUUUGAAUAACGGGAAAAACCAAAACGUCAAGAAUUGGAAACGCAAAUAAAAAGCAGCAGGUAAGUAUAUUUUAUUAGACCUGAGUUAUCUUCUAAGAAAACUCGGGGCUAAGAGAAGAUAUAGCACUAUCGAUCCACAUACUUUUAUUUUCGACGGCAAUAAGCAAGCGUCGUACUCGUAGUUGUCUUUGCCGAACAACGAAGUCGAGCCUCGACUUGAUAGUCUUUGAGUGCAGUACUCCAACUUCUUCUUCUUCUUCUCCAUCUAUAUUUCAUUCUUCAAAACUCAAAUUGUGUUUCUCUUUUCUACAGGCUGCGCGACGACCUGCAUGCAGCAAAUUGACGGACAGCUCGUGCCUUAAGCAGAACAAAAAAAACUAUAGCGUAAAACUGUGCGGGAGAGGAACGGAAGGGCAAGAGCUUCUUUAUCU